AUGUCGAUAGAAGCCGCAAAACGUUAUGGGAAGCGUAUCAUCGGUUAUCCAGAGACCACUGUACCAGUUGCCUCCAGCAUCGAAUAUGUCACCUCAUCAUUCAACAACCCUACUUCACGCAUUAAGACAUAUGUGAUCAGUCUAUUCCCCAUUUUGUCGUGGAUUGGAAAAUACAACCUCGGGUGGCUCACUGGUGAUGUAAUUGCUGGUAUUACUGUCGGCAUGGUAGUUGUACCGCAGGGAAUGUCCUAUGCAUUGAUCGCGACUUUACCCGCGGAGUAUGGCCUAUAUUCAUCGUUCGUUGGGGUCCUCAUCUAUUGCUUCUUCGCCACCUCCAAAGAUGUCUCUAUUGGGCCUGUCGCUGUCAUGUCUCUUACUGUAGCUCAAGUCAUCAAGCAUGUGCAAGCCCGUGAUCCCGGUCAAUGGGACGGACCCACAAUUGCAAGUUUACUUGCUCUCAUCACUGGAUUCAUUGUCCUUGGAAUUGGUCUCCUGCGCCUCGGUUGGCUGGUGGAAUUUAUCUCUGCGCCAGCCGUUAGUGGGUUCAUGACAGGUUCCGCCAUUAGCAUCGCAGCUGGCCAAGUACCAGGAUUAAUGGGAAUAACUGGAUUCGAUACUCGUGCUGCCACAUAUAAAGUCAUUAUCAACACGCUUAAGAGACUGCCAAUUACUAAAAUUGACGCAGCGUUUGGGAUUACUGGCCUUGUCAGCCUGUACGCUAUCCGCUACUUUUGCGUGUACAUGAGCAAGAAGUAUCCCCGAAGAGCUCGUCUUUUCUUCUUCAUUAGCGUGUUGAGAAAUGCGUUUGUCAUUAUCGUCUUGACUUUGGCUGCCUGGCUGUACUGCCGUCACAGGAAGACCGCGGCAGGCAAAUAUCCAAUUAAGAUCUUGCAAACCGUACCUCCAGGCUUCAAGCACGUUAAGCGACCUACAAUCGACGAUCGACUCCUCGCUGCGAUGGCCCCUGAGCUUCCUGUGGCAACAAUCAUUCUGCUUCUAGAACACAUCGCUAUUUCCAAAUCAUUUGGAAGACUUAAUGGAUAUAAAAUUGACCCCAACCAGGAACUUAUUGCCAUAGGUGUUACAAAUACCAUUGGAAGUUGCUUUGGCGCAUAUCCUGCGACUGGAUCCUUCUCUCGAUCUGCGCUCAAAUCAAAGUCCGGUGUCCGUACCCCAGCUGCCGGUAUUUUGACUGCAAUCAUUGUCAUCACUGCCUUGUACGGUUUAACCGAUGCGUUCUUCUGGAUUCCCUCCGCUGGAUUAUCCGCUAUCAUCAUUCAUGCUGUGGCUGAUCUUGUGGCAUCACCAGCCCAGGUGUAUUCCUAUUGGCGGGUUUCUCCUCUGGAAUGGGUCAUCUGGGUAGCGGCCGUUUUAGUUACCAUUUUCUCGUCAAUCGAGAAUGGAAUCUAUACCUCAAUUGCGGCGUCAUUGGUUCUACUGCUAAUUCGCGUUGCCCACCCCCGCGGGUCAUUCUUGGGAAAAGUCACUGUUCGUGACAGCGGAUCGGAAGACCAGGCUACUCGAGAAGUCUUCCUGCCUCUAAGCAAAGGUGGAAUCGUCAACUCCGACAUCAAGGUUACGCCUCCUUCCCCUGGUGUUCUCGUUUAUCGAUUUGAAGAGAGUUACCUUUAUCCCAACUCUUCCAUUGUCAACUCUGCUCUCGUCGACUAUGUCAAAGAGAACAUGAGGAGAGGGCGCGACAUGUCUAACGUCAGCCUUAGUGAGAGACCUUGGAACGACCCUGGUCCUAGUCGCCGAGGAGCUGAAGAUGAUCAGGCUGAAAAUGAGAAGAAGCCAAUCCUACACGCUAUCGUCCUAGAUUUCUCCACAGUAUCUCACCUUGAUACCACAGCUACACAAGCUCUAAUCGACACUCGCACAGAAAUAGAAAAAUGGGCUGACCACCCAGUAGAGUUCCACUUUGCUUCUGUCCUUUCUCCAUGGAUCCGCCGCGCCCUCAUCGCUGGUGGGUUUGGAACAGGUAUCUCUGCCUCAAAAACACAUGACAUCGCUGCUGUCGUUCCCUAUCGCGACGGCGCCGAAGAACUACCGCGGUUCUCUAAAGAGAGGGAUGACGUCGAGUCUCUCAAGAAUUUGAAGGGGCGGUCAUCACCCUCACCUUCAAAAGACGGAUACGUCGAUGUUAUUUCCAGCGAUACACCCUUCUUCCACAUUGACCUUGCGGGUGCUGUGAAAGCUGCUGAGUCAGGACUUCAUCGUGUUCUCUAA
This is a messenger RNA of Psilocybe cubensis, 2229 nucleotides long. RefSeq lists its product as uncharacterized. Bases 1 to 2229 code for a protein of 742 amino acids. Gene Ontology annotation, cellular component: membrane. The transcript is spliced from 11 exons. The record is from RefSeq and is a predicted model, not a curated record. Gene Ontology annotation, molecular function: secondary active sulfate transmembrane transporter activity. Gene Ontology annotation, biological process: transmembrane transport. NCBI's taxonomy places the organism in Eukaryota, Fungi, Basidiomycota, Agaricomycetes, Agaricales, Agrocybaceae.